Elephantulus edwardii (Cape elephant shrew) is the source of this 822-nucleotide messenger RNA. It is a transcript of the gene GJB5, whose product is annotated as gap junction protein, beta 5, 31.1kDa. Lineage: Eukaryota; Metazoa; Chordata; Mammalia; Macroscelidea; Macroscelididae. The coding region runs from base 1 to 822 and encodes 273 amino acids. Gene Ontology annotation, cellular component: connexin complex. The record is from RefSeq and is a predicted model, not a curated record. The transcript has a single exon. Gene Ontology annotation, biological process: cell communication.
AUGAACUGGGGAAUCUUCGAGGGGCUCCUGAGUGGGGUCAACAAGUACUCCACAGCCUUUGGCCGCAUCUGGCUGUCUUUGGUCUUCAUCUUCCGAGUGCUGGUGUACCUGGUGACUGCUGAGCGUGUGUGGAGUGAUGACCACAAGGAUUUUGACUGUGACACCAAGCAACCCGGCUGCUCUAAUGUCUGCUUUGAUGAGUUCUUCCCUGUGUCCCACGUGCGACUCUGGGCUCUGCAGCUCAUCCUGGUCACGUGCCCUUCACUGCUGGUGGUGAUGCAUGUGGCCUACCGGGAGGCUCGGGAGAAGAAGCACCAAGAAGCAGCAGGGAAGGGGAGCAAACGCCUCUAUCUGGACCCUGGCAAGAAGAGGGGUGGUCUCUGGUGGACAUAUGUCUGCAGCCUGGUGUUCAAGGCUGGUGUGGAUGCUGCUUUCCUCUACGUGUUCCAUUCCUUCUACCCUAAAUAUACCCUCCCUAAUGUGGUCAAGUGCCACGUGGAUCCAUGUCCCAAUAUCGUAGACUGCUACAUCUCCAAGCCCUCGGAGAAGAACAUCUUCACACUCUUCAUGGUGGUCACAGCUGCCAUCUGCAUUCUGCUCAAUCUUGUGGAACUGGCCUACUUGGUGGGCAAGAGGUGCAGAGAGUGUCUGGCAGCCAGGAAAUCCCGGUCCUCAAGCAUCGGGCAUCACCUGGAGUGUGUCACCUCCUCCAGCAAGCAGGAAGACCUCCUUGGGGGUGACCUCAUCUUUCUGGGCUCAGACACCCACCCUCCUCUCUUACCAGACCAGCCUCGAGAGCAUGUGAAGAAAACCAUUCUGUGA